AAGCGCCCAAGCACCCAAGCACCGACGAUCGGCAGUGAUCUUUCAAGGGAGCUAGGGCAGUACCCACGUCCACCAACAGGCGCCACGGCUGCAAGACAUUGCACACCAAGGACAACAACAGACUGCAUGAAGCUUGUACAUUUCCCACCACCCGCCAUACAAACGACAGCCAGCUACUUCUCAGGUACAUGAGCCUUCAAGUGAAAAUAUUCAUUCUCGCAGCCUUGCCCUGCUGCAGCAACUCCCCAAACCCUGCAAACGACAUGCACGAUGAGCACCGGUAGUUCAUUCAACAUCCAGCCAAUUGGCCGCUUCUCCGGCGAAUGUGCAAGCGUCAAGCGCCCAAGAGAAUUCGCCUGCUUCUCCUACGAUGACAAACAUGAGUUCCACCUGGACGACCGGUCUAUGCAGUGGUACUAUCCCCCACGGCUCGGAGCAGACCUUUCUAAGGGGUUCGACACCUUUGACAAGCAUGACGACUCUGGAGAUGAGCAUCUCGACAGCUUACUCAGGACCAUUAUGGCUCAUGAGCAGCAGACGGGAGCCAAGAUUGAUGCCCAGUUCGUGACGUGGCGUGGCAUGAUGACCAAGCUGAUGUCUGCGCCUUUUGAAGACAGAGACGGCUUCGAGAUGAACGCGACACUGUACCAAGACUGCAUCUUCAUAGAAGAAAACCACGAGUACAAGCAAGCGAGCAGGCAAGAACAACAGAACCAGCAACGGGGCCGCCGGCCGCAACAAUUCUCUCCUGAUGUCAUGACGUUCUGGGGGUACAAGUUCGAGGCGCUCAGCUGCCUGCCUCGGCCAUGGGGUGAGGUAUCAAGAGAAUACAUCGAGACUCGGGAGGACCACGUCGUCAGCAACAAGGCCCAGUACUGCUCUGUGGUUCGGACGGGCAUCGGGAAAAGCAUCCUGUGUCUCGGCGGAGAGGUUGACGCCAUAUGGGAUUCCAAGCCCGCCGAGCAGGGCAAGCCCAUCAACUGGGUCGAGCUCAAGACGAGCGCCGAGAUCCGCGACGAGCGCGGGAUGGCCAAUUUUGAGCGCAAGCUCAUGAAGUUCUGGAUCCAGUCGUUCCUGCUGGGCGUGCCCAAGAUCAUCGUCGGGUUCCGCACGCAGGACGGGAUCCUCGCCAAGCUCGAGGAGAUCAAGACCGUCACGAUCCCCGAGACCGCGGCGCGCAGAGGCGUGCGCAGUUGGGAUGCCAACAUGUGCAUCAACUUUGCGAGUGCUUUUCUGGACUGGCUCAAACAAGCAAUCAACGACGAGGGAGUAUGGAGGAUCCGUCGAGCGCCACAUUCACAUGCGAUCGAGGUCUUCCGAGUUGAGGAGACGGGCCAUGGCAACAUCCUGCCCGACGACUUUAUCAACUGGCGGAUCAAGCUGGGGCUUCAGGGCACCAGCAGCAGGAGCAGCUCUUGACACCACUCUCUUGACUCUUUGCAGCGGAUUGGACAAUCUCAGCCGACAGAUCA
Molecule: messenger RNA, 1472 nt
Organism: Microdochium trichocladiopsis
Lineage: Eukaryota; Fungi; Ascomycota; Sordariomycetes; Xylariales; Microdochiaceae
Product: dhp1-interacting protein
Exons: 9
Coding region: 271-1419 (382 amino acids)
Biological process (GO): nuclear-transcribed mRNA catabolic process; NAD-cap decapping
Cellular component (GO): nucleus; cytosol
Molecular function (GO): mRNA 5'-diphosphatase activity
Source: RefSeq, a predicted model, not a curated record